Molecule: messenger RNA, 525 nt
Organism: Caenorhabditis bovis
Lineage: Eukaryota; Metazoa; Nematoda; Chromadorea; Rhabditida; Rhabditidae
Source: the annotation of a GenBank genome assembly
AUGAGACAAUUAUUGGUGUUGGUGACAGCGUUGCUGCAAACGUGCGACACAUUGAAAUGCUUCUCAUGCGCCUCAUAUGAGUACCGAAUACUCUUCGAGAAGGAUUCGACGUUGUCGCGAAAAGUUCGCGUACCGAAAUUCGAUAGACUAUGCGAUAUGGAGGACAUGGUUCAGGGAUUCGCGCCGGUCGAAAUGUGCCACUCAACAUGCGUCACCAUAUUCGAGCCGCAAUAUUUUGGGGGUCUUCAAUCCCUUCAACGCCCAUUUUUGUACAUUCGAGGGUGCGCCGAUCAAAUAUUUUCGGCGAUGGAAGAUCGACCAACUGAGGUCGAAUUCUUGCAUCGAAGUCCGAUUUGUCUGCGACUUCAACUAUCUCAAAUCUAUCCGCAAGUGCAAGCCAAUGAGAUUGUCGAAGUGUGCUCGUGCGACAAAGACGGCUGCAAUUAUGGAUCGAGCAAUUCGACCCCUUCAACCUGCUCGAUUCCAUUAUUUGUUCUCAUUGUUUUACACUCGUUUUUAUUGUGA